AUGAGAAUAAUAUUAGCAGUAUUACUUGCAAUCUUUGUUGCAAUUGCAACAUCGAAAAGAAUAUCACCAUUCUUUGAAAACAACUUAAAGUUUGAUCAUGUACCAUCACAUGUUUUAAAUAAUUAUGAUUCAGAAUCAGAUGCAGGAGAACCAUUAAUUCUAAGUGAUUAUUUGGAUACACCAGAACUUGCUAGAAGAAAGUCAUGUGUUGAUAUCAAUAUGGCACCUUUUGGUCGUUGUUCAAUGUUGGAUAAUGUCAAUGAUCCAAUCAACGAUGUCACUCCAUUCACCUAUUCAGGUUAUUUCACCGUCAAUCAAACCUAUGACCAAAACCUCUUUUACUGGUUCUUUGAAGCUCAAUCUGGUAAACAAAAUGCUCCCAUUUUAAUUUGGCUCCAAGGUGGACCUGGUGGAUCUAGUUUAUUUGGUUUGUUCUCUGAAAAUGGUCCAUUUGCCAUUUUAAAUAAUUUAACAAUGGUACCAAGAAAUAUUACAUGGAAUACUGAUUAUCAUAUGAUCUAUAUUGAUAACCCUGUUAAUACUGGUUUCAGUUACAGUAGUGAGGUUGCCGGUUGCUCAAGCAAUCAAGACCAAAUUGCUUACAAUCUUCAUCAAUUGUUAAUUCAAUUCUAUCAAGUAUUCCCACAAUAUGUUGAUAAUGAAUUAUAUAUUACAGGUGAAAGUUAUGCAGGUAAAUAUAUUCCAGCAUUUGCUUAUUACAUUUUACAACAAAAUCCAAAUCUAUCUGUAAAGAUUAAUUUGGCUGGUGUUGCCAUUGGUGAUGGUUUGUGUGAUCCAGUCACCCAAGUCACUCAAUAUGCCAACCUUGCCUAUUACACUGGUUUGGCUGAUAUCGUCCAACAAGAGACUAUGAUGAUGUACCAAGACAAGAUUGUUGAAGCUAUCAACCAACAAGAAUGGGGUAUUGCCAACGACCUCUUUACCGACCUCAUCAACGGUCCACCUGACUAUUUCCAAAAUAUUACUGGUGAACCUGACUACUAUGAUAUUCGUCGUACUGUCGAACCAAGUUAUGGAGGAAACUUUGAAUUAUUUGUAAAUCAAUCAUCUAUUCGUAAUUUGUUACAUGUUGGUAACCAUUACUUCCAAGAUAACAAUGAAGUGUAUUUGGCAUUACAAGAGGAUAUCCCCAAGUCUGUCAAACCAUUGAUCCCAACACUCAUCGAGAAUAUCAAGGUUAUGUUUUACAAUGGUCAAUUUGAUUUCAUCGUUGGUGUAUCCACUACCGAAACCUUUAUUCGUACUAUCCCGUGGUCGGGUAUAGGUUCGUUUAUCCAAACCGAUAGAGUCAUUUGGUACAUUCCAACCGAUACUAUCGAUGUUGCCGGUUACGUCAGACAUUACCAAAACUUAACUCAAGUUGUUGUUCGUGGUGCAGGCCACAUUGUGCCAUUUGACCAAAGCGCACGCGCAUACGAUAUGAUUACAAGAUUCAGCAGAUGUCAUUCUUUACAUAUGACUACUACAAAAGCUGGUCAACCCCAUAUGUCUCAGCUAAUUGAUUAA
Messenger RNA from Cavenderia fasciculata, 1527 nucleotides. Its product is annotated as peptidase S10 family protein. Gene Ontology annotation, molecular function: serine-type carboxypeptidase activity. The record is from RefSeq and is a predicted model, not a curated record. The coding region runs from base 1 to 1527 and encodes 508 amino acids. The transcript is spliced from 7 exons. Gene Ontology annotation, biological process: proteolysis. Lineage: Eukaryota; Evosea; Eumycetozoa; Acytosteliales; Cavenderiaceae.